AUGGAGAUUCAGCGACGGGGGCAAAAUCCAAAACCAGACGACGUAGUGGUGGCGAUAGCGAUGUCGACGAGGCAGAGCAUCCGUACGAAGAGCAAAACGGGCGAUCCCGUGAAUGGUGAGUUAGAAAACAACGGCCUUCCGGUGAGACUCUUCGCCACGGACCGGUACCCAUUCGAGAGAGUAAACAUGUACUCGAUCCUGUGGGUGAGGGCAGUCCUAAGAGGCUCUCCUGAGAUGGAUAUAUUGAUGGGGUCUUGUUUUGCCGGGCUGUUUCAAAUACCUACUCGGAGGUUGCUGGCGGGGAAAGUUGUUCAUUGUAUGAUGACGAGGCAGAUUGUGACGAAGAAGAAGUACGAGAUGUGGCAUGUGUUUGGAGGUAACCCAUUUAGGUUCUCGUUAGUGGAGUUCGGCGAGGUAACCGGUUUGCCUUGCCGUGAGUUUGAGGAAGGCUAUAGCAUUGAUUACCAGCUACCGAACAAAGAGGAGAACUAUGAGUUCUGGGACAGGCUCAUUGGUGACAGCAGGGACGGUACAAUAGAAUACAUCGUUGCGUUGGUGGAGAGCGACGAUGAAAUGCCCAGAGAUAUUAGGUUGAAGCUCUGUUUGAUAGUAAUUGUCGACGGUGUUCUGGUUGCUAAGUCGCAGAAGCCGUGGCCAACGCUGAAAUAUUUGAAGCUUCUUGAAAGUCUAGAUGAUUUCCUGGCCCUCCCUUGGGGGAGGGAGUCCUUCUUGUGGACUAUUAGUACACUGAUACCGCCCCUGAAAGUGAUGGGGAAAUGCGAGGAUCCCGUCGGUGUGUUUUGCAACAAGUUGAGGCAGCAGAUGAUCAAGACAGGUUUCCCCCUAGCUCUCCAGUUGGUUGCAUUUUGGACAAUCCCGCAGCUGCUGCAGCUCGUUUCCGGCGACGACACGAUAACUCUGUUGAACUACCCGGAGAUGUCAUUACCUCAGCAUUCUGGUCUAAUUGUAGCGGCAGUAAGGAAGGCGGAACACAACUCUGUGGUAAGAGUUGUGAAUUUGUAG
This is a messenger RNA of Brassica oleracea var. oleracea, 1023 nucleotides long. RefSeq lists its product as uncharacterized. The transcript has 2 exons. NCBI's taxonomy places the organism in Eukaryota, Viridiplantae, Streptophyta, Magnoliopsida, Brassicales, Brassicaceae. Bases 1 to 1023 code for a protein of 340 amino acids. The record is from RefSeq and is a predicted model, not a curated record.